AAAAUAUAUAAUUCAUAGUGUAGUCCAUCUCAAGAAUCUCCCUUCUUUUAAUUACAAUAGACACGGCGUAACAAUCGGAUAUUCCAUGUGCUUUUCUCUUCUCCACACUCUCUAUAAAUGGUUGACUUUGCUUUAAUCCUUUGAUUAUUACUACUAAAAUCAACAUCAUGUGGAACUGCAUGAGAAACAGCAAAGUAUCAGCAGAAGAUACUGAUGAGAAUGAGCCGGUAAAGAGACGCUCUGAUGGUGAUCGUACAAGUGGAACUAGGAGGAUUAGGUUGGUGGUGAACAAGGAAGAGUUGAGAAGGAUGGUGAGGGAGAACGAUGCUCAGCAAUAUGCUUCUUUGGCGCAAUUACUAAAAGAUAUGAAGAUGAGAGAAAAGAGAAUGAGUGAGGUUGAAGAAGAACAUGAUGGAGGCAUGAAUUCUUGGAGGCCAGCUUUAGAAAGCAUUCCAGAGGUAUAGUUUUGGUGUUAUGAACAGUUCUAUGUAAACGGUGAAUGUAUUUUAUUUUUAUUUUUGUUGUUGUUUGACGUAUUUACGAGUAAGUUGUUGAAUUCUACGUGGUUUGUAAAUAUGACGUAAUUUGAGUAGUAUGCAGAGGUUCUAGGUUUAAACCCCAUUAGUCUCGGUUUGACUAGAAGAACUUCAGAGAUGUAAUAUAUAUGAAGGUAUCAUGUAAGGAGGAUUGUUCUAUA
Molecule: messenger RNA, 697 nt
Organism: Arachis ipaensis
Lineage: Eukaryota; Viridiplantae; Streptophyta; Magnoliopsida; Fabales; Fabaceae
Source: RefSeq, a predicted model, not a curated record